Molecule: messenger RNA, 1553 nt
Organism: Nomia melanderi (Alkali bee)
Lineage: Eukaryota; Metazoa; Arthropoda; Insecta; Hymenoptera; Halictidae
Source: RefSeq, a predicted model, not a curated record
AUUGUACGCACUUUUUUUCUUUCGUGCAGGUGACAGGCGCGGGGCACGGUAUUGGUAAGGAAUUAGCAUUGAAAUACGCAUCAUUAGGAGCUACAGUUGUUUGUUGGGACUUAAAUCCGCAAGGAAAUAACGGAACUGUAGAAGAAAUUAAACAAAUGGGUGUGGCAAAAGUCUAUGGCUACAAGUGUGACGUGGCGAACAGGGAAGAAGUAUUUAAAGUAGCAGAAAAGGUCAAACAAGACGUCGGAAACGUAACGAUCCUGAUCAACAAUGCCGGCAUAAUGCCCUGCCAUACAUUCCUGGAUCACUCGCCUGAAGAGAUUAAACGAAUGUUCGAUGUCAAUGUCAUGGCGCACUUCUGGACUCUGCAAGCUUUCUUGCCCAGUAUGAUCCAAAAUAAUCACGGGCAUAUCGUUGCCCUUUCGUCAGUAGCCGGAUUCGUGGGUUUGCCUAACUUGGUGCCAUAUUGUGUCUCAAAGUACGCCGUAAGAGGAUUAAUGGAGAGCUUGGACGAGGAACUUCGGCGAUCGAGCAAAGACAAGCCUUCGAAGAUCAAAUUCACCACCAUUUGCCCGUACAUGGUGGAUACGGGUCUCUGCAAGAAGCCGCGAAUGAGGUUCCCGAGCAUCAUGUCAUUGGCUGUACCGAAAAUGGUAGCUGACGAAAUAGUUCGGAUGCAGAGGCGAAACAUAAAACAAGUAUCCAUUCCCAAGUUCUUGAUACACCUUGACCAUGUUGUCAGAUGCCUGCCCGACAUGUGCGUACCUGCCGUUUUGGAUUUUGUAAAUGCCGGUGUCGAACCCGACAGCUAACAAAUAUUUCUAGGAUCUACCCACGGGAAUGUUAAAAGAAAUGAAAACACGCCCAUGGUCCAUAUUAAUGCUCGUGAACCAUUAAUAGUUCUAUAUUUUUUAUGUAUCUGUACCGUUUUAUGUCUUGGUAUCAUUGUAUGCACGUGUAAUUAUGUCGUCCGUGAACUUGUAGAUAACUUUUCUAUUGUAUACAUAGGUAAUGGAAUUUUUUGGGAUACAACACCAUCGUCUUUGAACAUAGUCUAUUCCUCUCUCAAUUUGUUAUUGGUGGGUUGUACGGAGUUAUACAUAAUAAACGUAAACUGAAAAGUACUUCUUCAUGUGCAAACGAGAAAUUUAGAUUUAUCACCGUGUUUUUUUUCUCUGAUAAUAUUUAUACUAAAUGGAUGUUAACAUAUAUGUGUCUGAUUAUAUAAAUAAUACAUAUAUAUAUAUGUAUAUGUAUGUAAUAUAACAUUAACAAACUUUAUUUUAUCUUAAUCGCAUUGAAACAUAUAACAAAUUCUUAAAAUGUAGAAUUAAUAAAUUUAUACAAUGUUCAAAUCUUAUAUAAAAUAUUUUACAAAUAUGAUUUUCCAUAACCAGAGAGGUAUAAAAUAGUUUCAUUGGUUUAAAUGUAUUGAUAUUUCAUUUUUAACGAUUUCGUCUAAAUUAUUGUAACCUUUUAUACCAACUUUAACACCAGCUACUUGACAACCAAAGGUUAUGGCACCUUGUAAAGUAGUGUGUGUAAUAAAUUCA